ACAGAUUCAAAUAACAGAGCAGGAACUAGCAAACUAUGCGGAAGCGUUUUGGGUUUUAAAUUUUCAAUAAUCAAUAUAAAGCGUAAAGGUCAUUUUGUUUUCACCGAGAUGUCGGUCUAUUCAUAUUGUUAUGCUUAUUGCUUUAUCUUAUCAUUCCGGCGAGUGUUGUUAGCCAGUCAAUGGCCCUUUUGUGUACGAACUGGGCGCAUGUUUAAAUGUGCUAAUUUCGCUAAGUAUAUUUUACUCUUGUUUCUGCAGUCACCCUGUCAAACACAUUGGAAAAGGUCCAUCUUCACCCCUGCUGCAUCCCCAUGCAAGAAGUUUCAGCUCUCUUACUCAGACAAGCAAAGGUACGAGAUGGUGGAGAGUCCGGAUGCACAGAAACAAAUCCUGGUUGAGAUUGCCAAGAAGCUACCCAUCUACACUCGAGCUCAGUCUGGAGGUAUCAGGUUCUGCGACCGCUGCCAGGUGCUGAAGCCUGACCGCUGUCAUCACUGCUCGGUCUGUGAAAUGUGUGUUUUGAAAAUGGACCACCACUGUCCUUGGGUGAACAACUGUGUUGGCUUUUCAAACUACAAGUUUUUCCUACUUUUCCUCUACUAUUCAAUGCUGUACUGCAUAUAUAUCGCAGUCACAGUCUUUCAGUAUUUCAUUAAAUUCUGGGUGGGGGAUUUGCCAAAUGGUCCGGCAAAGUUCCAUGUCCUCUUUCUCAUGUUUGUGGCACUCAUGUUUUUUGUCAGUCUCAUGUUCCUCUUCAGUUACCACUGUUGGUUGGUGGCGAAAAACAGAUCCACUUUAGAGGCCUUUUCAGCUCCAGUUUUUGUCAACGGGCCAGACAGACACGGUUUCAAUGUUGGAAUACGCAAAAAUCUGCAGCAAGUAUUCGGAAAAGACAGAAGACUCUGGUUCAUCCCUGUUUUCACAAGUCAAGGUAAUGGACACUACUUUCCUUUAAAGAAUCGGAGUGAGUGUCAGAACCCCUUACUGGCAAACAAGGAGAUGUGGGAGGAGUCAGAUGACGCGUCUGAAGAAGGAAGCUGGGUUGAGGAUCAAGACCCUUCUGUUACCAUAGAAAUGGAGGACUAGACAAUGGACACUGGUGCUGAGCUUAAAGAGGAGGAGGAGGAGGAGGAGGAGGGAACGUGCAUUCUAAACGUGGAUGUUCGCCAACAACUCUGACAUGGACCAUACUGCAUUUGGAUGUUUUUUCCUCUUUAAAAGACAACGUGAAGAAGGGGAUGGACAUUCGGGUUCAUCCUGUUGCCGCACAACUAUUAAUUGAAAUUCCCUGUGAUCAGUUGAAGGUGUAGCAAAAGCGUUGCUCCAGUCUCUUCCGUUUGCACCAUUCAAUGUUACCUCAUGCUCACUUAUAAGAAAACCUUUAUUAGUCUCUCAAUGGAAAAAAAUCCCAAUUCACAGCAGCAAAGUUAUGAAAGGAAGAAGAUGGAUUCACUCUGUCGAAGUUCAGUCUUGUCAUUUAACACACACCACAUUUAACUUCCGCCUUACGCAUACUGUAUUUAUGUUGUGGGAAUCCAUUUUACAAAUGAAUGUAUCCAGCAGCCCGCUUGUAACUACAGGAUGGCAUACAACAAUUCAGGAACAAAUCUCCAUUAUAGUUUUUAAUCAUUACCUUGCAUGUUGGUUGUGGUUGGUCAGAAAAUAGAGAAACCGGAAUAAAAAUUAUCCCCCAAGUUUUAUAAAUACAUAUAAUAAUUAUAUUUUGUCGCAUAAAAAAUCCUAUCCUCACUCUGGUGGCGUCUGCAUGAGCAGAUGCCUGGCUGUGAUGUGAGUUCAUUAACAAAUGCACACCUCAGGGCAGCACAGUUGGUUGGCACGUCUGCCUCACAGUUCGCAGGUUCUCUGUUCGCUUUGGCAUUCCUUCAUGGAGUUUGUUUUCCGCGUGCAUACAUGAGUUGUCUCCAGGUACUCAGACUAACCAUAUUCUAAAAGCAUAGAUGUUAGCCAUGUGCGUGAAUGGUUGUCAAACAUCUCGUCUUGCCUUUCGUCCAAAGUCAGCUGGUCAGCCUUGCAGCAAGUGCAAAUUUGGUGUAUCUUCGGUAGUGUGCUCCAGUGUUUCGGGUUCAGUGACUCAAGUAAGCUGCACUAAUUUGAAAAGAAUAAUUGUACAGCUAAAAAGCGCUCAAAGUGAGGUAGUUCCACAUUCUAUUCUCAUUGUUACGCCGAAGGAACAAUUCUUCAACCCCGAUCAGACGGUCAUCAUCUGGUCGAGCGCCACCUUCCCACAAGCAUCUGUAUAAAUAGCUUACUCUCAAAGUACUGUCGUCACCUUGCACGCUGUCUUGUCGUGUGCUGGUUUGGGAAAAAAAAAAACAUGACAGGCACUAAAAAGGUCAGAAUUGAAGUUGCAUUCCAGCAAUGAAGAGAUGUCUUAUCCGUGAGAUUUAAAAUCCUUAAUUGGCACAAGUGUUUUAUUAGAAGAGAGCACAAAGGUUCUUAAGUAGGUCAUCCAAAAGUGGAUGGAGAGCAGGUCUCUCAAUAUGUGAUUUGUAUUGUUUUGUAUCCAUGUUCCUGAGGAUUUUUACAUAUAUUAUGUGAAUGUUUUGAGACAAAACACAGCUUCUGACGACAGUUUAUUGACAAUGACCCAAAGCCUAAAUGCAACUAGAUGUGUUUUUACUUCAUUUUCACUUCACCACCACAUGACUUCAUGACAGGAUAAUUCUACUUUGUUGGACCAAUCAAGUAACACUCAUGUCUGACAAUACUCCCCUGUCAUUCGUAAUUUUCCAUUUAUGUUGUUAUGUUUUCAAUGUAUGUGCAUGUAAAAACCUUCAGAAAAUGCGGAUGUUUAUUUAUUGCUAAAAUUAACUAGCGAGACAUAGCUGCUGCGGGCAGUGUCUGCAUAUUUUGCUUCAUUGUGUGACACAUUGAAUAUGUAUUAAAAAUAUACAGGUAUAUGCCAGUGACACAUAUCAUAUGUAUCAGACACCUGGAUCUCUAACAGUAAAAAAUAUCUUUUUCACCAGCCACAAGACAGUAUUUUCAAAUGCUCGUGCAAACUGGUCUUUGGAUUAUUGUGUGUGAUUGUGUCAUUUAUGUUUGUCUGUAAAUAUCGUUAUUUUCCAUUUGGUGGUCUUUUGGUAACAAAUAUAAAUCCUUUAUUAAAUCACCACUUGUAACAUGCAAAGUAAAAUGAUCUCGAUACGGCU
Messenger RNA from Hippocampus zosterae (dwarf seahorse), 3173 nucleotides. RefSeq names its product zinc finger DHHC-type palmitoyltransferase 15b (gene zdhhc15b). The transcript has 10 exons. Gene Ontology annotation, biological process: protein targeting to membrane; peptidyl-L-cysteine S-palmitoylation; synaptic vesicle maturation. The coding region runs from base 109 to 1086 and encodes 325 amino acids. Gene Ontology annotation, molecular function: protein-cysteine S-palmitoyltransferase activity. The record is from RefSeq and is a predicted model, not a curated record. NCBI's taxonomy places the organism in Eukaryota, Metazoa, Chordata, Actinopteri, Syngnathiformes, Syngnathidae. Gene Ontology annotation, cellular component: endoplasmic reticulum; Golgi apparatus.